ACAGCACAGCACAGCACCUGAAGCAAGUUCAGGUAGUCGGUUCAAUCGGCAAUAGUAAUCCGACCUGUCGCUUGAGAUUCACGAUAGUAUGCAGUGGAAAGCGACCCCUUACAGGUUACUGACCUAACCAACGUGUGAGCGCAGCACGAUGUGUCCGCCUCGGACAUGUCACAGUUGCAUUCUCGGGAAAGGCCUUUCUAUAGCGAGGUGAAAUUUGACAUCGGAGGCAUAUCCGGUAACUUCUUCUGGCAAAUCCGGGUUGAAAAUGUGGAGCUCUGUGAACUGAAAUGGUGGAGUUCAUGCCUUUACUGACGCGGGUACAGUACUCGAGUUGCAAAGUCAAAGCCCGCGAGCAAACAGGGCCAGGGCUACCAGCGAAGGUUGUGCUCGGUGGAGGAGUAGGUACCGUGCUAACGGUAACGAAUCCGAGCCCGUGAUCUCUCGUAUUCAUGGAGACAGCGGCGGAAGGUCGUCGUCGUCAGUGACAGUCGUCAAGUCAAUGAGUCCAUCAAUCAAUCAAUCAUAGCUCGCUCUCCUUCGACCGUCUCUUGCGCGUGGGCACGAAUCGGGUUUCCUCACUCGACCUAACUCAACUCAUCAUCAGCUCAGAGGUCGGUCGGUCGGUCGGUUCCAUCCAUCGCCCCGUCCUCAGUCACACCGCAUGAACAAACGAAUUGCCGAACGACGGAACGAAUCAAUGUGUCGGGCCCGAGAGGAUCAUCUUGUCGAUGGAACGAGCACAUUACAGAACAUUGCGGUGGUAGUGGGACGGACAGCGUGCUAAUCGAUGAAUGUCGAUAGAUUACAGUUUCCCCUUCUUGCGGGCGUAAUUAACCGAAAAUAGGCAGGCGCCGAAAGUAUAAGAGCUUCGUAACUUCGUAUUCCGAUCGAGAGCGUGCGUGCGUGCGUGACAUAGAGCGGGGCAGAAAGGGGAGCGUCCGAGACGUUGAGCUUCGAACUGGAGCGGGCGCGCGGGCGGGACGGCGGGGACAAGGCGCGAGCUGGUGGGUCGAGAGACGUUGCGCGGCCUGAAUUGGACCUCUGCUCGAGAGGCGCUCAUCCUCGUCGUUCGGAUCGGGGGAGCAGAGGAGCAGGGCGUUUUGUUGAGACCGAGACGACGGCGGUCGAUCAUCUGCAGAAUUGAAUUGGACCAGCCUCGUGGGGAUCCAUCAUCUUCUUGGCGGACAGGAGAGUGGGAGGGUGGCUGAUCGAGCAUCGUUGUUACAGAGGACACACUCUUCCAACAGGUUCAUUUGUUCCAUGGUACGAAGGGAGGAGGGCCAGUGAUCAGGGUUCCGGGCGGGUAGAAGUCGGUGACAAUGACGACGAGAUCGGGCGCAAGUACGGCGUGCUUGGCGCUGACGCUUGGCUAUGGGUUGGUGCUGAUGAUGGUGAGUCCGGUAGUAUGCGACAGGCAUGCGUCGGAGUGGGCAGUGGGCGGGGACGAUUGCUUGUACGAGAGCAGGGAGGCGUGUACGAGGGCGGAUGUGGCCGGUUGCGUUUGGUGCGAUUUGCCUCGGCGAUGUUACUCGGAAGCGCGCUCCCUGGAGCUCGGAGAGUUUUGCAACCGCAAGAAGGUGAAGCCUUUCGUGGAGUAUACGACGUGCGACGAGGUGCAGGACCAGCAUCGCUGCGAGCACACCGUGGGCUGUCGAUGGUGCAAGAGCGAGGCGGUGGACGACGGUUGUUUCCUCGACAUCGAGGCCUUGCGAUUACCCAAGCACAUCUUCACUUGUCCUGCCAUCGAUUCCAAAUCGGGCAUCGUCAAUGUCAUCGGCAUAGGCAUGUAGAAGUCCGGCCGUCAACUUACUCAUUUUCACCAUGAUUACAAUGGUCAUCGAGAGAAGGUUUCUUAACUUUGGAGCAAGCGACGCACCUGAUUAGCCGCAAUCGAGUUGGCAGUGCUGAGUUCCCAGUAACAUGAUAAAUUGCCCCGAUGGUUCUAGUCGGGUAGGUCAAGAAUGUCAGGUUGUCUAUCGAGCACCGAGGGGUAUCGAGUAAGUGAGAUCGAACGACGUGAGCAGAUGAUUUACUCGAAUGCCGAGUCCACCCCGGGCUGUCAUCCUGCCGAGGACUGCGAGGACUGCGAGGAUCGGUUCUACUAAGGAGAAGCGCGCAGCUCUUGGCUGCGAUCAUUCAAUUCCAGGCUUCCAGGUCGGUCGUCAUUAUUGGUCGCAGGAAACAGAUCAGAGCACGAGGUGUAAGUAUGCCGUGUAGUUUGAAAGAUUGCCGCCUGUCCCAUCUGUUUCAAAGUUCUUACAGUUACCGCUUCUCUGCCGAAACACGCAAAAUUCGAUCGAGGAUUGUAGAGCAAUGUUGGACGCCACGUUCCUCUUUCUGUAAAAACUGCACUGCUAUCUUGCCCGCCCAGCAUGGGCAGUGAGGAAUUGUCGCUGUACUUACUUGAGUCAAGAGUCCGGUAAUAUCACCACAACUGUAAGAUUCGGGUAUCCUUUGUUUAUAGUGCGAACCUUUGACUGGAAA
Molecule: messenger RNA, 2484 nt
Organism: Marchantia polymorpha subsp. ruderalis
Lineage: Eukaryota; Viridiplantae; Streptophyta; Marchantiopsida; Marchantiales; Marchantiaceae
Source: the annotation of a GenBank genome assembly